AUGGCACUUGAGUGCUUGAGACAAGUGUUUAUUUCAAUAUUAUGCAGAGGUGAUGAUGAUAAGGAGGAGGAAGACGAAGGUUUUAGAUCAGUACGUUUGCCUGAUUGUAUUAUAAUUGAUAUAUUGAAUAGACUUCCGCUACAAGUCCUUGUUAGAUGUCAAAGUAAAAGGGAUUAUUUGGGAGCUUUGAUCUCAUCACGCGAUUUUAUGACAUUACAUCUCAAUAAAGCUAAAGCUAGAGGACCCAUGCUUCUUCUCCAUGAUAGUACCACUGAUGAAAAGCGCAACAAAAAACUCUAUGUGCUUACUAAUUAUAUGACUAAGCCGCUCAAGAUCCAGCAUCUCUAUCUCCGUCCUCAGCUUAUGGUGAAUAAUAAAAAGUACCGAGGACGAAACCCGGGACACCCUCCUCAUAUUAGAUUCUCAUGUCAAGGAGCUAUUCUGUUUGUUAAUGAUGCAUGUUGUGCUACCACUUGUUAUGUUUUGAACCCCACAACACAAGAGGAAGUUAUUGUACAACGUACAAAUCAAUUGUCGCACAAUUUAUUAUGUGCUCUUUAUUAUUGUCCAGUUGAUCAUCAAUUCAAACUUCUUUCUGUGGAAGUAAUUAAUGGCUCUUUAGCUCAGUAUUUAGUAUAUACAUUCAAGACACAGACUUGGAGGGAAAUACGCGGUACUAGUGUCAACUUGGUUCCUCGAUACAAGAAAGGAUCUCCAGCAAUUGUUAAUGGAGCAUUGCAUUGGAUCAUGCACUAUGAUUUACAAAGGAAUAAAAACAAGCCACAUGAUCCUCCUCCUAGUUGUGAGAAUAAUGGUAUCAUCAUUUUUAAAAUGGAUAAGGAACAAAUCUAUGCUAAACCUCAUCCUGGAAUUGUUUGCAACGUCUCCCACCUUGACAAUGAGCAUAAAUUCAUGAUGACUCUCUUAGUCAUGGAAAACAAUUUGUGUUUCUGUCACUUGCUUGCCUCUCAGCCUGCACUAGCACUAGAUAUAUGGGUCUUGGAUGACUAUAAAAAGUGGGCAUGGAACAAAACAUAUAACAUCAAUCUACUUCCUUAUGGUCCAGGCCGUAACCCCAAAUAUCUGCAUUGGUCCAUGAAACCUCUCUACAUCCAAGACGGUCUAUUUGUAUUUUACAUAAAGUCUGAUAGACAUUUAUUUCUUUAUGAUUUACAUCAUAAAACCCUCAACCAUGUUCUACUCCCACAAAUGAUCAAGUUACGUCCUUUUGGAACUUAUAUAAAGACCCUCCUCCCAAUAGUAGCUUAA
This is a messenger RNA of Solanum verrucosum, 1269 nucleotides long. RefSeq lists its product as uncharacterized. The transcript has a single exon. The coding region runs from base 1 to 1269 and encodes 422 amino acids. The record is from RefSeq and is a predicted model, not a curated record. Lineage: Eukaryota; Viridiplantae; Streptophyta; Magnoliopsida; Solanales; Solanaceae.